ACAAGAAAAUCAAUAAUGAAAUUGCUCGAAAAAUGUAUGGUACUACUGAUCAAUGCUCAUUUGCUGAUGGCAACAGUUGCUAAAAAUACAACUACAUUGGAUCCUAGAUAUGAUGAGAUGAACAACGAUCUAGUGUGCUACUCAAAGUACGACAAAAGUCGUGUGGUUCGUUGCAAUAGUGCGUGUGUUCAGAAGAGAAUAGUUUCCAGAUACAAGAUUAAUUCAGAAUACGAUUUUGACUUCUACUAUCGAGUUGGUUGUGAGAGCAAAAGCUUCAACCCUGAACUUCAAAAACUUCAAUGCAGUGUGAAGGAAUUUUAUGGAUCUGCCUACACAAUAGACUACAUGAUAAAAGGCGACACUACUCGAAAUCCGCGGCUUUUUGUUCGCAAGACGUGCUGCUUCACACCAUACUGUAAUGAGCCCGUUCUGUAUUCGCACCGUUACUGGUUCCGAAGAAAUUGGAGUAUGUUGGCAAUUAUGAGGAAUAAGUACAAUUCUCAGCAUCUUCUUCUUUUUGUUGUGACUUCGUUGAUCGGGAUAUUGAUGGUUUAUGGUAUUGUUACAAAGGUGAUGAGUUGGUUCAAAUCCAAACAAAUGUCACAAUCAGGACAGAAGUGUAGGGAGUUGGAGCACGAGCUGAUUCUAGAAUCCAGUUUCAAGGAUAGUACUAUUGUGGAUACCGGCCUGGAAGUGACUGGACGCCUCACUGUCAAGGAAACUGCAUAUCUUUUAUCACAACUUCCGGAUCAAGAUAAGGUCAAAUAUUCCCGAAUGAAGUCAGUUUCAACAGAAGAAUCUUCAAAAUCCAAGUCUGCUCAAUCACUUGCGGUAGUUGAAAGUGAGGUGGUCGCGGGAUCAGGAACGAGAAGGGUAUUCAUAAAACCUCCGCUGAAAACUAAAGCAAAGGGCUGGGGACACACACUUUGGAGCACAGUUCGAACGAUCAACUCACCAUAUGAUCUUCUUUAUCGAAUGAUUGAACAUGGUCCUUAUCAAUAUCCAUUUACAGCUUUGGAGCUACUUUGUUUAUUCGAAGAAACUGCAUUCAAAAUGGCCGAGGAACCAUCUCUUCUCCAGAUUGAAGCAGACAUCACAGUGAUCGGAGAUAUUCGUGGAAGAUACGCUGACCUGCAUAGAUGGCUGCAACUAACCGGAUGGCCUCCUCAUAAUCGAAUCUUGUUCCUGGGUGGAAUUUUGGAUAGCGGGGAGUCUGGAUCGGUCGAGUGUCUUGCGUUGAUUUGCUCGUUGAAGUGUCGUUUCCCGAAGCAUGUCUUUAUUCUCCGAGGAGAACCCGAAACAUCUCCGUUCCGAAUGUCGACUCGUCUUCAUCCAGUCAUCACAAGAGCCGUUCAAUCUUGUAUUAAAAGAAUGUGUACACAUAUGCCAUUUGCUGCAAUUAUUGGUAAAUCUGUGCUCGCCGUCUACAGUGGAUUUUCUCCAAUGAUUCGAGAGAAGGGGCACAUUCAUCACCUGUUCCGACCGGUUACUGCAGAGCACAUGAACGCGGUCGAGCGACAUAUCAUCUUCAAUCAGCCAUCGAAUCGUGUCAGAAUGUAUAGACCGAAUCCAAAUACCGAAGGCGAUUGGUUUGGGAAGCAGGCUGUCAAGAGAGCUUGCAAAGCGACGAGAUGUAAUGUUAUGAUUCGAGGACAAUCCUACGUGCCAUACGGCUACCUUCCGUGCUGGAACAACCGGCUCAUCAACUUGUGGUCGGCUCCGGGAUAUGGCUCAGACUUUGGAGCAAUUCUCUCGAUUUCCAAGGACUUGGUCAUUACACCGAUUUUAAUGGAAAAGCAAACUUGAAUUGAUGAAAAUUAACUAGAGAUUUCGCGAAUAAAUGAGUUUAUGGAUU
This is a messenger RNA of Caenorhabditis elegans, 1855 nucleotides long. It is a transcript of the gene spe-57, whose product is annotated as Serine/threonine specific protein phosphatases domain-containing protein. Gene Ontology annotation, molecular function: hydrolase activity. The record is from RefSeq and is marked reviewed. The coding region runs from base 16 to 1806 and encodes 596 amino acids. The transcript is spliced from 12 exons. NCBI's taxonomy places the organism in Eukaryota, Metazoa, Nematoda, Chromadorea, Rhabditida, Rhabditidae.